Molecule: messenger RNA, 2620 nt
Organism: Solea solea (common sole)
Lineage: Eukaryota; Metazoa; Chordata; Actinopteri; Pleuronectiformes; Soleidae
Exons: 7
Coding region: 692-1828 (378 amino acids)
Biological process (GO): adaptive immune response
Cellular component (GO): membrane
Molecular function (GO): signaling receptor activity
Source: RefSeq, a predicted model, not a curated record
AAACCCUGUGGAUUGCAAGGGGUGAACACACUAAAUCCGACAAUACAGCAGCUCUGUGUUAAACUCCCAAUUUUAUGAAACUACAAAGUCAAUAACUUAGUGGUAAAUGCAUUCGCCUUUCCUAAUCCAGCAGUUCAGUGAUUCCAUGUGCGAGUAAAAGUAUGAUGGAAUAUUGGUUGAUACUUUGAUAUGACGUUUCUCUGCUUCAUUAGGUACAAGUUGCAUACAUGCUUCAUCUGUCCAUGAUAAAGUAUGUCUGUUGAAGUUUCAAAAUUUCUUAAGAUCAGACAAGAAAUGCAAACCACUGACACACCACCAUAUGCUGCUGAACAGUAACUCCAAAUCGAUCAACACUUAAAUUGCUGUUUAGUGCAGUGCUAGUUUGUAUUGCUGGGUAUUUCUUUUUUGUUGACUUCACCUGCAUUAAUCCUCUGAUCUAGGGUCUCCUGUACAGAAACCAAUCAAACCUGUUCGCGCCAAACUUUCCAAAUAUGAUCCCGUAUUGAACACAAAAGACCAUGGUGGUGCAACACGUGUUCUUCGGUAUAUAGUGUGGCACAAGAUUUACCUCUGCCCAUAUCACUUACUGUUGUGUAUUUGUUUUUGUUGUUUGUAGCACAUCCAUAUCAGCUUUUCAGCCUUAAAACCCACUCAGCUGGCAUGACAGUGUCUCCUGGUCCGGGUUUUGAAGAUGACUGGGGUCCAGAUCCUGGCUUGUUUCUGGACUCUGCUCCUCGCUCAAAGUGGAUUUGUGUGCAGUGACAUUCAGUUCCUGGAGAGACAUGAAGGAGAAUCUGUGGUUCUUCCCUGUGCCGUUAAGCAGAGAAACCUUCCUCCCUACGGUGUCUACCUGAAGCGCAGCUGGUUACAACCCCAGAAUGUGCUGUUCAUGCACACCAAGAGCGACUUCUCCAUGGCCAACGAUGCUGACCAACACCGCGUCAGUGUCAGUGGCGACCCGAGCAGCCAUGCUCUCAAUGUGACCAUCUCUGAGCUGAGGGUCAGUGACACAGACAGUUACCACUGUGAGUUUUGCUUCGACAACCCUUCCUCUGAAGAUGACCACAUACGUGGAAACACUGAGUUCUUCCUCCUCGUCACGGCUGACGCCCCUGGGUCUCUGGACAUAGGGUUGGUAGAGACAUGUGCCGGGGGCUCGGCCGCGCUCCCCUGUCUCCCCCCAAACGGGGAAGGCUUGGCUGUUGAGGGAGUCAGUCUGAAGAGGCAGAGGGGCAAGGCUCCUGUAGAGCUGUUGUACCACUCAAAAGGUCACCGUGGCAUCAGUCCUUCCACCUCCUCCUCCUCCUCCUCUUCUUCCUCUUCUGCCUCUCAGUUUCCCACUGAGAGGGUGCAGCUGUCCUCAGCCCCCGGCCCUGGUGGCAUCACCUACAACCUCACCCUGCAGCAGCUGCAGCCAGAAGAAAGUGGCCUGUACAGCUGCCAGCUGCUGGUGCACGGCAGGUCCGAAACCACCUCCACUCUAGGGAGACAAGUGUUCUUUGUAUCUGUGCAAGGCCAUCACUGCAGCUGCUCCAGCUACUCCACCCUGCUCUACGCCGUGUCCUCAGCUGCAGCCCUCCUUCUCGUCUCCAUCCUCAUUGGACUUGUGGUGAUGUAUAAAGGCAAAGCACGCCACCGUGUCAAGUCUCACCCUCAGGCUCCCAUUUACGAGGAGAUGGUCGGGGGGAAGCCUCCCAGCCGAAAAACGGCCCCUCACCAUCUGGAGGAAACGGAAUCUUCUGAGUACAGAAACUGCCGCGUGAAGCAAUCCUGCCAUGAAAACCACUAUGAAUGUCCGAGUGGAGCCCUCUUUUCCAGAAUAAAUUAGAUGCUUAUUGACGUCUCAGCAUCAUGAACGAGACAGUGGACUCCUGUCAUUUCACACAUUAACAGCUAAGAUUCUCCUCAUGCUAUCAUCUGCUUCAAGGUUGCUAAACAUGGAUCUUCUCCAUCACUUGGUUGAGUUACUGUUGCCUUUCUAUCAUCUCGCACCAGUAUGGCCGUCCCUCUCUAACCUCUGACCUCUAGCAUGAACGAGACAACUGCUGCAGACCAUUUACUAUAAAUCCUAGAGAUGUUUGUGCCUGAAAAUCUCAGUCGACGAGCCGUUUCUAAAAUACUCACCAGCAGCCAUGCCACAUUCUCAGCCGCUUUCUUCCCCAUUCUGGUUCAGCAGCUCGUCUUGCCCAUGUCUACAUGCACUGAGUUACUGCUGUGUGAUUAGCUGGGCAUUUACAUUAACAAAUAUUUUACCUGUGUACAUGUAAUAACCAAAGUUUCGUCGUGGCCUUAGCUCUGAGGACACCUUGCAAAAGUCACAGAACUUGGAACAAAAGCCUUUCAAUUUGCCUCCAGUUUCUCUGAAUGACGUGUUUUUAAAAAUUCUCUUUGUGAUUGUUUAUAUCAUGCCUGAUUUUGUCCUUUAAUGUAUGUUGGCUGGAUAUAUUAGUGUUUUGUUUCUUUUUUCUUAUGCUGCCUCCUGUUAAAAAUAUUUAAGUCCCAGUGAGACUUUGCCUGGUUAAAUAAAGGAUGUAUUACAAGAAGAUGAACAAGUGUACCUAAUAAAGUGGCCAGUGAGUGUUUAUUCACAAUUCACAAUACUGCCCUGUGUGCAACAUUC